This is a messenger RNA of Momordica charantia (bitter melon), 489 nucleotides long. RefSeq lists its product as uncharacterized. The record is from RefSeq and is a predicted model, not a curated record. NCBI's taxonomy places the organism in Eukaryota, Viridiplantae, Streptophyta, Magnoliopsida, Cucurbitales, Cucurbitaceae.
AUGCAGAUGGCUCAGAGCAGACAAAAGAGUUACGCUUAUGUUAGGCGAAGGGCGUUGGACUUUGGCGUCGGCGACCACGUUUUUCUUUGUGUGGCACCAGUUAAGGGAGACCUACGUUUUGGUAAGAAAGGAAAACUUAGUCCGAGGUAUAUUGGUUCUUUUGAGAUCGUGAAGCGCAUUGGCCCAGUCGCUUACAAGUUGGUCUUGCCCCCGUCGUUGGAUGCAGUGCAUAACUUGUCCUAUGUGUCCAUGCUGAGGAAGUAUGUCCAUGACCCUUCUCAUGUCUUUGAUCACGUACCACUGCAGUUAGAUGAAACCUUGUGCUAUAGGGAGGUACCUAUUGAGAUCUUAGCAAAAGAGACCAAGGUGCUGAGGAAUCGAGCGAUUGACUUGGUGAAGGUCCUGUGGAGGAAUCACCAAGUGGAGGAAGCUACCUGGGAAAGGGAAGAUGAGAUCAGAGCCCGCUAUCCUAAGUUGUUUGAUCAAUGA